CUCCUAUUACUCUAAGCUUAAGUAUAGAUUAAGAGAUUGGCUAGUUGGUCAAGAUGGAAAAGACGUAUUCUGUUUCGAAUAUCGCAGGAUACUCUGAUCAUUUACCUGUGGAGCGAGUUAGGCUUCCAUUGAAAUAUAUAGAGACCGAUGAAAAUCCAAACUUGAACGAACAAUUCGUUGCUAAAACUUCUAAUUCUGGUGAUAUUAUAGAGUUGAAUAAGAAUGGCUCGUAUUUCUUAGACUAUGUUUCUUACGAAGUCUUAAAUGAUUUGAAAACUAUCAGAUUUACCCCGGUAUUACUUCAACCAAAUAGAUUGAAUAUUAAAUUUAAACGCUUACAAGUUGAUUUACCUCAUUCAGUUGUAUCAAGUAGCAGGGUCAGCAUUCAAUUGGACACUUCUAAUCCAGAACCUACUUUAUUGGUUGAUUUGAUUGAUGAGAACUAUUUGUUUAUUACUUUCCAAUUAGAAUUAGAGGACUUUGUUAUUCAAGAUUCUUCGAGAUUGACUUUUGACAAUUUUGAUUCUUGGGGUCAUAUAUCUGUACCAUACUCUUUCGAAUUGAGAUCUUCUCCAUUUUUGGUCAAGGGUACCAGUCCUCAUAAUGUUUUUGUCUCUUUAAAAGAUGGGGGUCUUUUAUAUUUUAAUAGAAGAAGUCCAUUAGAUGCAUUUGAUGUUUACAAUUUCAAUAAUUCCAAUUACGUUUUACCAUUAAAUUUUGUUACUGGCCUUUUCUCAAGGUCAAGAAAAGAGGUGGUUUUGAAUGGUACUUCUUCAAACUCAAUCGUUGACUUGAUUGCUAUAGGCGAUGACAUUAUCGUCACUUUAUCGGUUACCAAGGUUUUAAAUAUCUGGAAUUUACGUACCAGAAAUCAAGUGGCUUCACCAAUUGAACUCACAAAAGAUAAAUCAAUUCCUUCUGUUUGGCUUACUUUUGUACCAAAUAAAUAUUUUCAAGUAAUUGAAGAUGAACAAACUGCAGAAAAAUAUUUAAUCGCAUACUAUACUGCUGAUUCUCGUAAUCAGGAUAAUGAAACAGGAUCUACUUUUAGUGUUUGGAAAAUCUCUCAAUAUAAAUCAAAUGCUCAAUUAACUCAAUUGGAUCACUUAACUUUCAGACCUGAACUUCCGGACUUAUUAAUUGACCCUGAUGUAACCCCUGAAAGUCAAAAAAAGAAAAAUUUCUCUUCUAUAUGGUUGAUUCAAGAUUAUCAAACACAGUUUUUCGGUGAUAGCAUAAGGUAUCAUAUCUUAUGGAAGUCGAAUACAUCCUCCAUUGUUGUUUCAUAUCUUUUGGACUUCAAUGAUGGCUCGAAAAGAUCUAUUAACUGGUCUCAUACUGAAUUAAAUACCUUAAGUGAAUUCUCACCUCAACACAACGUUGAUUACUAUGCAAACAAGAUUUUGAACCACGGUAUUUACGAUAAUUUAACUGUCACUACUGCCCUCAAUAUUUUUAGAAAGCAUGCAAAGUUAGACACCAUAAAAAAUUUCGAUCGUCAUUCUAUUCGUCAAGCUAUCUAUGACACUAUUCGUGAGACAUCAUUUUCUGAUCCCAAAACCUCUUGGUAUAAUUUGGAUUUGUUAUGUGAAGAAUUCAAAAAGUCAAGUCAUGAAGUUUUGGCCUUAUCCUUAACAAACAGAGCAUCCAUGCUCACAUUACAAGUUAAUGGGAUUGGAGUUAUUAGACCAUCACAUUACUAUGAAAGUUUUCCAUUUCAAAAAAUAUCUUCAAACGAAGGUCGUCUUGCGUCUUUGCUUAUAAGUUUAACCCAAAGAUUAUCCACUAAAACUUACAAUAAGCUUUAUCAAAACAUAUCAAACGUUAAUAAUUUGGGAUCUGCAGAAGCAACAGAACUAUACGAAACCUAUCUUCUCAACAAAAUUGGAGACUCAGACGCGCAAGCCAUAAUGCUUGAACUAGAGUCUAUUCCUAAUAUCCUUGAAAUCACUGAUUCUCUAAUUGAGCCAAUUCGUUCCGAUAUUAUUGAAGAAUCGUCUAACUCAUUAGAGCCAAUUGGAUUGUUUUCUAAGUUGAACACAAUGAUAACUUUUAAAAAUAUUAAGUUUCAACAUGAAACUCUUUUGUUGAAUUUACUCGUAUUAUUUUUGAUUUGUGAAGCUAAUGAACAGGUUUUGUUAUUAAUCAACAGAAUAAUUGAAAAGCUCAACACCUAUUCCUUGGUUGAUUUAGUUUUCAACACCUCAUUUUCAAGUAGUGAAUCUUCGAGUAGAAUAGAAUCAAAGAAUUUAAACAAUUUGGAAUAUUCUUUGUUUUGGAAUGGAGUGGCCAACAAAAAUAAUAUCAUCCAUAACUUCAUUCAAGACAAAAGCUUAAAUAAUGCUUAUGAUGGGUUAUAUAUGAGUAUAACAUCAAAUAAUUACAACAAUUUUAUUGUUGAUAUCAUUACCGAAUUAAUAAACCAUAAUGAAGGUUCUAUAAUUGAGGAAAAAAUUUUCAGCAAAUUAAAUGCUUCAAAGCCAAUCGAUAAAUUUUUGUUUGGCUUAAUUCACUUGAUUAAUAACAAGCCAAUUAAUUUUUUCGAGAUCUUUCAGGAUUAUUCUGUCUUUGAGAAGGUCAAUAAGCCUGCAAUUAAGGAAAAGUUGUUGAAAUCAUUAACUGAGAAUAAAAAUAUUCAAUCGUUUUUGAAUUCUAUUUUCAUUCAAGAAACAAAUCCGCUUAUCUUAAAAUAUAACUAUUUCCAUGCAUUAUCGGAAUUAUCAAAGAACCAAAUCUCAUACCAGUCCAAACGUAUAUCCAAUUUACAAAAACUCAAUAAUUCUGGGAUUGCUGCUAUAUCGAUAGCCAUUAUCACUUUGAAGACUGAAUCUGAUGGUAAUGAUGAAAAUUUGAUCAAAGCUAAACUUGAAGAGUUUUAUAUGAACAUUUUUGAGAUGUCCUUGGAAAUAUCGUCUUAUGAUUUGAUAUAUGACUCUUUGUUGAACUUAAAGCCAACAUUGACUACCAAAAUUUAUCGCUCAUUAUUUGCUAAAUUGAUCAAUAAUUUAAUUACAAACAAGAAUAUAUCGGUUAUUUUCCCUCCUAAUAAGAAUGACUUAUACAGAGAUAACUUCUUGCUAAUCGAUUCUGUGAUUUUAGAAGUUGCUAAUAGUGAACUCACUUUGUCAAAGUCCUUGAAAUGUUAUGAAUAUCUUUAUUCUUGGAGAUUAUUUGGUGCUUCGAAUGAUUUGGGUGCUAAAAACAUGGCUGACAAGAGAAGCGCCAUUGAAGCCUUAUACAUGUUUAUUACUAGAUUCAGAUUUGAGCAAUCCAACUUGCUUACGUUGAGCACAAGUGAGGAUAUCAAACAAUAUAACUUGAAGAUAUUAGAAGUCUAUAUAAUAAUUGUGAACUGUUUGAAGAGUUUUUCCAUAGAUGAAGACAAGUGGUUACUUAGUCAAAGUAAGAAUAAUCAAACAACAAUCACUACUCUUGACCAAAUUAAUAUUGAGUAUUAUGAAUGGUUAAAAUUGCUUGACCAUGACAUGAAUUCUUAAUGAAUCUGUUGGCUUGUACUAUAG
This is a messenger RNA of Hyphopichia burtonii NRRL Y-1933, 3521 nucleotides long. RefSeq lists its product as uncharacterized. The record is from RefSeq and is a predicted model, not a curated record. The transcript has 2 exons. Lineage: Eukaryota; Fungi; Ascomycota; Pichiomycetes; Serinales; Debaryomycetaceae. The coding region runs from base 54 to 3497 and encodes 1147 amino acids.